AUGGAACAGACACAAGUGGCGUCACCAGAUACCGCCCAGAACCAGGAGGCAUAUGAAGAGAAGAAUGUUCAUGAGAUAUAUCAGAAAAUUGCAAGCCAUUUUUCCUCUACCCGAUAUAAGCCAUGGCCAAUUGUGGAGCAGUUUCUCAAGGAAUUAGCUCCUGGGUCGGUGGGCUUGGAUGUGGGAUGCGGCAAUGGCAAGUAUUUGCCUGUGAACCCGGACGUUUUUAUUGUUGCUUCUGAUCGAUCCGAGAACCUUGCGCGGAUCGCUGUAAAGCAUCAGCCGCAUUCAGCCAUUGUUGCUGAUAUUCUAAAUUUACCACACCCUAACUCAUUUUUUGACUUUACCAUUUCAAUCGCUGUGAUACAUCAUUUGUCGACUUCUGACCGAAGAGUUCGAGCAAUACGCGAAAUUUUGCGUACAGUGAAACCGGCUACGGCGAAUGCAUCCGGUGGGAAAGCCCUAAUCUAUGUCUGGGCGCUAGAGCAGAAAGACAGCCGCAGGGGCUGGGACAAAGGCGACCAACAGGAUGUGAUGGUUCCAUGGGUUAUGAAAAAUAACCCAUCCAAAGAUGGCUCAAGUGAGCAGUCAACAGUAUUCCAUCGUUAUUACCAUCUUUAUGAGGAGACUGAACUUGAGCGUGAUAUAAGGAUGGCAGGCGGCUUUGUCCUAGAAUCGGGUUAUGAGAAGGACAAUUGGUGGGCAAUCGCGACUCGGUUUGACCAGGGAAUAUGA
Molecule: messenger RNA, 735 nt
Organism: Aspergillus tanneri
Lineage: Eukaryota; Fungi; Ascomycota; Eurotiomycetes; Eurotiales; Aspergillaceae
Gene: TRM9
Product: tRNA (carboxymethyluridine(34)-5-O)-methyltransferase
Exons: 3
Coding region: 1-735 (244 amino acids)
Biological process (GO): tRNA wobble uridine modification
Cellular component (GO): nucleus; cytoplasm
Molecular function (GO): tRNA binding; S-adenosylmethionine-dependent methyltransferase activity
Source: RefSeq, a predicted model, not a curated record